Ficedula albicollis (Collared flycatcher) is the source of this 8893-nucleotide messenger RNA. It is a transcript of the gene KANSL1L, whose product is annotated as KAT8 regulatory NSL complex subunit 1 like. Gene Ontology annotation, cellular component: NSL complex. Lineage: Eukaryota; Metazoa; Chordata; Aves; Passeriformes; Muscicapidae. The record is from RefSeq and is a predicted model, not a curated record. The transcript has 15 exons. The coding region runs from base 253 to 3234 and encodes 993 amino acids. Gene Ontology annotation, molecular function: histone acetyltransferase binding.
CAGCGGAUCGCAGCUUCCCCCCCGGUAAUCAGCCUGUACCUACGGCCGCGGAGCCAUUGCUCGGCUCGGAGUCACCCUGGGCGGGGCUCACAGAGCGGGACGCUUCAGAUGGAGUGGUUGGCAGAGCUCUGGGGAGCAGCGCACAUCCAGGUCCCGCAGCCUCCUGCGCUAGUCUUUCCGUCCACAAAAUGAAGUAUCUCUCCCCGCCCGAACGUAGCUGAGGUUUGCUGUAAACUGCCUACCGUAGCUAUAAUGACACCAGCCCUCAGAGAGGCAACAACAAAAGGUCAUGGUAUCCACUUGUCACCUUCUUUGUCCUCUAGAGCUAUGGAGUCUGAUACAACUUUGUGCAUGGAAAAUUCCAGAGCAGUGGAAGAGAAGAUAAAAGAGGACUCCAUCGCACAGAUUACUUGCUCAGUCCUGGGGUUCCCCACUGCUGAGCCCAACCUCAGGAAUGAUAUCUUCAGUGUGCAGCAUUUUGGUUCCCCACCAUCCUCCAAGUGCUAUCAGUCUGUCUUGUUGAUGAGUACAAAUUCUGCAUUUAACAACAAAACUGGUAAGCAAACAAAGGCAGGAGAGCCUGGCUGCUCCAAGAUGAGAAGGUCAUUACCUAAUGGUGCUGACACAUCAUUUGGUCAUAUUAGUCAUUCAGAACCUGAGCAACAGGUCAAAGGGGCAGCGUUUUUAGAGACCACGUCUCCAAACUUGGCAGGAAUGCAGAGACUUUCAGGUUCAAGCGUAACUGAAUCCAGUAAUGCAGAAGAAAUGCAACUUUUAAAUGGUAAAUGGUACAAGAAGAAUGGGGUUUUGGGUAGGGCUUUGGAAGUCUGCACUGAAACAAUAAAAGGGGAUUUAUUGCACCAAAUUCUUCACGGGCCUUCAGAAGGGAUUUUGAGCUGCACCCAGGAGGAGGUGUAUGCUCGCUUACUCCAGUGUGUCACUAAGCAACAAAUGGAAAUCAGUCGAGCCAAAAGAACUCAGAAGCGUUUACAAAUGCUCCUGGCAAAGCAUGUUAUCAAACACUGUGAUCAGCAGCUGAAAUGCUUUGUGAAACAUCAGCUUCAGAGGAUGAAGGUUUUCCAUGAGCCAGCUAGAUUUUUGAGCAAUAGCUCCCUCAGAUGCACUGAAGGUUGGCCAGAAAACAGCACAACUACUUCAGAGAGUAGUUUGAGUGUGGAUGUACAGAACGGAGUUAGCGUUGCACCAGGUGAAAUCCGUGGCUUUGCACUUUCUACUGGAGGGCUGCUGUCUCGAGUGGAGAAGGACCUGGACUCUGAUGCAACAUGUAGCAGCUCGGAUGAAGAUGGCGAGGAACAGACUGUAAGAACAACUGUGGAAGCCAGCUAUACUUCUGAAUGGAAGUGGCUUGCAGACAGAGCUAGAAUUGGCAGCCGUUGGACAUGGCUUCAAGCCCAGAUUUCAGAACUAGAAUACAAAAUCCAACAACUAACUGACCUUCACAGGCAAAUACGUGCCACCAAGGGGAUGGUGGUCUUAGAAGAAUUCCCAUUUCCAAAAGACAUUUUGAAGAAGCAGAUACAAUUGACAGACCAAGAAGCUUUAUUGAACGCCACAGGGAAUUCGCAAGCUGCCAUUGAGAGACAGGAUUCUUUGCCGGAGCACGACUUUGAAAUGUCACCCAGCAGUCCUACUCUGCUGUUAAGAAACAUAGAAAAACAGAGCGCUCAACUAAGUGAAAUCAUCAGCAGCCUAAUUGCUCCACUCAAUCUGUCUCCAGCCUCUUCAUCUCUUUCAUCCAAGACCUGUAGACACAGACAGCUGGUCAAUGGCAUCUCCUUCAGAGCUUCAGACAAUAGAGAGGUAUCCUCUUCAAGCAGCUGGCUGCUUGACCAUCAGCACAUCAAGAAAAGAAGAAGAGACAGGACAAGACUCAGAUCUGUCUCUGUGAAUAAUGUGAGCACAUCUGCCCGAACAAGGCCACUUCACAGUUUCCAGAAGAGGAAACUCUACAGAAUGCACAGUGCCUGUCACUGGAAUCAGCAGACCUUCCCAUCGAGAGAUGCCUCCUUUCCAUAUAAAACUCAGUUGCCAUGUGUGGUGCCAGCCUCCACUUUCAGCAGCAGUGAGUACAGCACAGAAUCUAAAAUCCUAGAUUAUGUGCAAGAGCUGGACUCUUCCUUCCAUCCAGUCUUAUCAUUUCCUUCAGAUGUUCCUCUUCACAUAUACUUUGAAACAUUAUUGAGGAGGGAUGACAUCAAAGGAGAACCUGCUGAUACCUCAUCUUUAGGAGGGGAGUUUAAAGUAUCUGCUGACAAUGACUAUUAUCCACAUGUUUCUGUCAAACAAUGGAGCAGUGGCUGUUUGUCUAAUUCCAAAUCUCAGUUGGUGUUAGGAACGCCUGACCAGCUGUCAGAAGGAAGAAAGAAAAGGCAUCUAAGUGAGACAGCAGUAGGCGAAAGUAGCUCUCAGUUUGAGACAUUCUCCUUCCAACAUGCAGAGCCCGAGUCCCACAGCAGCUUUACUCCCACGAGCAGUGGCAGUGCCAUGUCUCGGCCCACCCACAGCACUUCAUCACAGCAUAACUCCAGGAGGAGGUUGAGAAGUGAGAGCUCCUAUGAUAUAGACAACAUUGUUAUUCCCAUGUCACUGGUGGCACCAUCAAAGUUGGAGAAACUACAGUACAAAGAAAUCCUUACUCCAAGCUGGAGAGUUGUUGAACUUCAACCUUUAGAAAAAUCUCAAACAGAUGAAGAAGAGGUGGAAGACCUGUCAGACAAAGCUUUUUCCUUGCGCCACGCCAAGUACGAAGAACGAGAGCGUGCGAGGUGGUCGCUGUGGGAGCAGAGCCACUGGCCCAGGAGGAACAGCAGGUCUUACAGCAAAAAUGCUGAUGGUCGACACAGCCAGGACUCAGUGCAGAAGGAUCAUUGCACUGCUGACCCUGCUCCUGACCCAGCUUCAGAAGCACACAGCUCUGUUUGUGCAGGGAUGGCACCACUCUGCAGGGAGAGCCAGGAAGAGAAGUCUGGGCUGUGGGAACUUCGAGUUUUUCCACUAAAAGAUGAAGAGGUAGAAGCUUUACUGUGCCAAGAUCAAGUAACGAAUCAGACUGAAAUGUCAAGUGCAACUUUCCCCAGCAACUCUCCCUGCACUCCAGGCACACCCACUGCUUUGCCAGACAAUGGCUAUCCACCAAGAAAACAAUCUACCCAAGAGUCAGAAGACUGCAAAAGCACUUGCCUGGGAAGCAACAGUACAAGGAAACAAAGGUGACAGGGAAUAAUGUGGUUCAUUAAGAAAGCCAAUUAAGGUGGAGAGAAGUGUAAGGUAAAAUCUCUCGUUCACACAGCAUAUGACAGCACAAUUCAAAUCCUUUAUGUUAGCUGCAUAUAAUAUAUUUUCUUUCUUGCUUUGUAACAGGCAGGAUAAAUCCCAAAGACAACACUUUCUUCUUCCUGAACCCCAAGAGAAAGUAAUUAUUUCAAGCUGGAAGUCUAAUAUUCCCAAUGUCGGGAGUGGGCGCACAUAAAUUGCUGGCACCAUUCACUUUCUGUUGUCAUAUUGCCACAUUUGUCAAUAAUCAUCCUUUUUUGUUUGUUUGUUUUCAAAUGCAUAUCUGGUUCUAGUGGACUCUGGUGCAGCAGGAGAUGCUGUCAACCUUAUCCAACAACUUCAACUGAACACAGAAAAACUACUUGAAAAUAGUGGGGAUAAGUGUUAGCCUCAGAUUAUUUUCCUGUGUGGCAUGACCAUGGGGCAAAAAACUGUCUCUCUAACUGCAUGUGUAAGGUAAGGCUAGGUGAGAACCAGCAGUUCAAACCAAGGGAUCUGGAAGCCUUGCAUUUAUCUUAAGUCAUGUAGUCAGCCCUCAGUAGUGCUAGGGCAUGUUUCAUAUUGAAGUCCUCAAGCAAUAAUGUAGAAGUAGCCCACUGCAUUGCCAUAGUCAAUGUAUCUGACACUCAGAAAGCAGGGUCUCUACUUCAGGCCUGUGGGGAGGGAGAGACAGGAGGAAAGAGGGGUCGAGCCAAAUCAGUGACACAGCCCAUGGAAUGUUGUGGUUUGGAUCAUCUUACUUCCUUAGUCCUUCAGUAGCUAAUGAGGCUCAUAAUACUUUGCUUUAAUAUGGUAAAGUCUUGUUCCAAUUUCUGUACAGUGCCUUUUAAGAGUCUCGUAAUUAUGCCAACAUUUGGUGACUAGCUGGAAAGGAAAAGAUGAUUAAUGUCUUGAAGAGCAAUAAAAAAAAAAGCCCCAAAGCUUUCCAUUGUGAUUCUGGGUAGAUUUUGCAUUUCCCAAUGCAUUCACAGUGAGAAAACAAAGGCAAGUUGUUUAAACUUGCAUCUAAAUAGCAUAGCUUGGAAUGUAUCUGCAAUCCCAAAAGGUAUUAACAAAGAUUAAACAUUGAAUGUAGGUAUAAUCCAUCAACAGGCAGUUUUUCUGUGUAGGACAGUUGAAGGCAAUUUAAUAGGAGUCUCUGUUUUUUGUGCAGUUUUCUUCCAUGUGUAAUAUCUGGAAUGGCACUGGACAGAUGACCCAGUUUUAGUGUCAAUUUAUUUUUUUGGUCAAAAUUACAGGAAAUACACACUGGGCAUAUGAAAACAGUUCAGUAAAGUUUCAACACUACAGCCUAUUGCUACAUUGUAGUUUAUUGCACAUUCUGAUUAUUUUUUUAAACACUUUUUUAACACUGGUUUGUCUUAAACUUGAAUCUUGCCUCAAUGUCUGAUACAAUAAUCUUUGAUGCAAGGUUGGUUUUUUAAUUAAAAGUUAUUUCUAUAUAUGUUGUAUAAAGUCUGAAUUUGAUGGCUUUUUAGAAGUGAAGUAGCAGGAAUACUUCCUCUUGGCAUAGAGCUCUGCUUGGCCUGCAAACCUACUGCAGCUUUGCUGUGAUACUGAUGCUGUGAGGCCAAGGGCCCCCUCAGUGCCUCAGUACAGAGCUGUGUGUUGCCCUCUCUCUUGCCCUGCAGUGCAUCUGAUUGCAGAUAAAGGUUUCUGAAAGGUCAGUGUCUCAGAUGUUUUGCAGGUCUUUUCCAUACCCCUGUCUCCUCCUCAGGAAGCCUGACCUGACCAGCCCUCACCCAGCUUUGGUGUAAGGUAUGGGCUUCCUGUGUUGUCUGGUCCCUGGGGCAGAGGGAGGAAUUCCUACAUUUUAGGAGAGGGGACAGACCAAGUAAACCAGCCAGCCAGGCCAGCUGCCUUCCAUGUCCUGAAAGUGCUGCCAGGAAGUGGAAAUACAAUCCAGUCUGUGACAGGAGGGUGGAAACAGAAGGGUUUUAAAAAGGGGCCCAAAGACUCCCCGUGUCACAGGAGCUGAGUUAUCCCAGUUUGGUCAGCCUGGGGAGCUGCAGAGCAUCCCUGCACUGCAGUCCAGGUCCCAUCAUGGGACAGCUCUGGUGUGGGCUACAGCAGCUGCUGGGUACCUUGUCCACUGCAGGGCUGCAGAGGCAGGCAGUGCUUUGAGGAAGGGGAACCAUGUUUGCUCUGUCCCCUCCUGCAUGUUCUUGCCAUCCCUUGUGGGAACUUGGUAUUGCUUCAUGGCAGCAAUAAAAAGGGUAGUUAAAGAAAGGUGCAAGACAGAAGCAAAAUGCCUUGUUUGGUCGUUACUCUAGUCCACUGAUGGCAGAAAUCUUUCCUCCAACAGCUGCCUCAGCUGGCUAGGCCUGUGACAGCAAACUGGCUGCUGGAGCACAGUGCCAGAGCUGUUCUUCCUCCCAGUGCCAGUGCAGGGCUGUUCCAUGCAGUGGUGUGCACAGGGCUCUGCCAUCAGCUGAGCAGGAUCUGUGUGUGUGGCAGGCCCCCCUUCCAGUGGGAAGGGGGCCAGGAACAGGCUGCAUUUCCCCCAGCACCUGCCCAUCUCCAGCAUCCCUCCAUCUAGCAGGGCCAGGUGGGCAGUGCUGUGUGCAUGGCAAGUGAGAUGCUUCUCAAGGAGCUGCAGACCUGUGCCCUGCCUUCUCUGUCUCCACUCUGUCUUGGCUCCAGACAGGGAGGCACCUGAUUUUCAGCAGGCCCAUUUCAGUACUGGGACAGAGUUAAAACACUUGAAGAACUCAACCUGAUUCCAGGACCAACCCUCUUAUUUGUCCCUCUACUGCAAGCAGCUGCCAUCAGCACUGGUACACUGGUUUACUGCCUGCAGCCAGUGUCCUGGCACAGCUGGGCUCCCACCUCCAGACAGUUCAGUUUUGCACGAAUGCUCAUGUAAUGAGGCUGGCUGUACCUGUUGUGGGAGCAGGCUGAGGCACCAGGGCCAGCCUCAUCCCUGAAGCCAUAAAAUGUGCAGAAUCCCCUGCUUGUUUCCAUUCCUUUUCAAAGUUUUAAACAGAAAAUGAAAUGCCAGACAAAACCCAACCUCUCUUUGGCUGUUAAGCUAUGAAAACAGCUAUUAGUGCUGCUCCUACUGCUGUGGCUGAAAGGUAUUACAAAGACUGACUCUGAAAAACCAACUUAAAACAUAAUGCAGCAAGGCCCCCCCACGCAUGAAAGUGGGUGUUUGCAGCUGCACAAAGCCAUUUCCCAUGUGCUUUAUUUACCAUGUUCAAUUGAGGCUUUUUGGUUUUUUUUUAACACCAUUUAUGCUCUGCUUCCUGCUGCUGUGAGGGUUUAAAAUGCUUCAUCUCUGCAUCCAGGACCUUAAUGGCAUGUAAGUACAAAUAAGAAUUUUUAAACCCUAUUAAAACUGAGCUCUGUGUGUGUCUCCUGCAGUGUUUUAUCUCACUCAGGGCUGUGGGCUGUACCACUCUGUGCAGCACAUGUGCAAGCCCAGCAUGACUCGGCUCUGUCCAAGUUGUUUUCAUCCUGUUUUCCAGUUCAGACAGACCUGUGCUAUCAGAUCACUCUGGACCACUCUAGACCACGUGCCUCAAUAGCAACAGGCUGUGCUCUCCUUUAUUGUUGAAACCUUAUCAGAGGAUUGCAACAUCUAAAGGGCCUGGGGUUUAUUCAGCCCUGGAGAAACCAUGCAAGCAGCUCUCUGGGUUUUCAUGUCAGCACUCAGUUCCAGUCCUGGGAUUCAAGGCUUGUUACUGAGUACAGAAGGACAGGCCCCAAACACAUCACUUCUGUAAAUGGACACAGGUGAGAAACUGAAACAGUCUUAAGCAUUAAAGAACAAGAAUCAUCCAUUAUUGUGACUUCAUGGACACAAUCACUAACAGAUUUAACCUUAGAUGUGUAAAAGCUGUUGCAGCAGGAGUCGCCUGCAUAAACCCCCCUGGGUGGGAUUCAGACAGAAGCAAUAAAGUAAUUUUACUUCCUGGGUGUAAUGUCUCUCCCACAAGACUCCUAACCCAAGAGUCAAUGCAAGUGCAAACUUGCCAUCCUUAAAACAAUUACAAAAUGGCUGCAACCUCUGAACAGAGAACAUCCCAUAAGGUUCCACAGAGCCUAGUACCAUCAAUUAACUAGCACAACUUGGAUGUCACCCCCAAAUCAAUUAGGAAAAAAGCAAAAAUAGUUUGAUUACCCUUUCAAUUCAGCUUACACUCAACUGCAGGAGAUUGGUAUACUACAGCUGUUGUCCUACUGCUUUCAACAGCAUGAAAAGCCAGACUCCACAUCCUGAACUAGCAUUUUCACUGCAGCUGGUGCCUGUCCAGCCUGCAUUUUAGCUACCAGAGCCAUGACUGUUUGUCCAUGCAUACAUUAAACUCUAUGCUGGUUCUUUCCAGAAGCAUGGAUAAGCUACUCUAGCACACACCCAACAGCCCUUGGGACUAUAGCCUUUCAUGGCCAAGCUUGCUCUUGGCAAACCUCUUCUGUGAAAUAACUCUCAGUACAAUAGGUCCUGACAACUCCAUUUUUCUUGUGCUAGUUACCAAAUGGGGUUGCAAGUGGAAACAGGAAGCAGUGUUUGUUCACCUAAACCACAAUUAACCACGCAGAAAAAACGUGGCAGUUCAGCUGAGAUACUUGUUUGGAGUGUCUGACCUAGCCUUAGCUCCUCCUGCUUACCAAGGGCAGUGGCUCAGAAGGGCUGUACCAGCUCCAGCACUGCCCCAGCAGCUGCCAGGUGACACCUGCCCAGUGUUGCUGCAAAGAGAACAGACCUGAGUUCCACCCUGUGGAAAUGGCCUAGCUGCAGCUGCUGAGCCUCCUGACCUGGCACCCCAAGGCAGCAGACUGCCUGCAACCCUUCUGUAAUUGCAACUCAAAGGGAAAAACACCACACAGAAUCUGAUGAAAUAUUUAACAGCUAACAAUGUUAAUUAGAGCCAUGGGACACAGGUCUACCAACAAACAGCCUGCUGGGUCUUCCUCUGAAGCACUGUAACUCAUCUUCCGUGUGCCUAAUCAGGCCAGGCCUGUGGACACAGCAAAUUGAAGGACUGAGAACUAUUUGGUUCCACAAGCUGUUUUACAGACCCAACUCCAGGCAUUUAAAUCCACAUUAUCUCCUCAGCAGCUACCCUUUCUGUAUGUUACCAUCUUAAUCCUUUACUCAGAUGUAUCUACAAACCAAAGAGAUUGUGGAGCAAGAUAAAGGUUUUUACUUAUCUGAAGAGUAUUAAAGCAACAUUCUUCUGAGGAAUUCCAUCACUUCCAGGAAUUUGAGACACAGCUGUCUUAACUGGCUAUUUGAAAGGUGAGAGAGAAGAUACUCCCCACUUUGUCAUCUGCUAAAGAUGCUGCACUGACUUACUGGGAUUUCUAUAGGCUAAGUACUUCCAAUGCAAUAGAGGCAAAGGACAGGAACAUUUCUCUAUCACUGGGAUUUUUUUUAGCCCUCUUGAGCUGCAUUUUCCCUAAACUUACUUCUAAACCCAGUCAUGACAGUCAGCGUGAAGAACUUAACACACCAAGGGGUGUUUAAUGCAGUAGUGGAAAAGUUUUGUAGGAAUGCACAGAUCAAAUGACAAAAUACAGACAGCAGAAGGCAGUUUGAUUAAGAGUCUUCCACAAGAGAGAUUCUUGUGGCGAUGCUACACUCUUCUAGCAA